AUGCACGAUUCUUGCUGGAUUUUGAAGAAACUUGGUAAUAUUAUCCAGUAUCGCCUCAAAAAGUUCAAAAGAAGUGUAUGUCUGAAGGUUGAAUAUUUCAUACUGGUGUUCAAUGGACUAAAGAUACUAUCAGAGUUUGAUGAUCAAUAUAAAGGACCCACAAUAAGCUCUCAAGAAGAAAUGGCUGAUUAUUUAGAACCAAGGUUGCUGGGUGUAUUAGCUUUUAUAGAUUUUCAAUUGAUGAAUCCAUACAUUAUAAUAGAGGAUAAAAGAUUGGCUUUAGAAAGUUUAACAGCUAUUAUUAGGUUGAUGGGACCUAAACAUAUUAGUUCCAUAAGACAUAAAGAUACACUAUAUGAAUAUAUUAUGGGUAGUGAAACAGCUGAUCCUAUUGUCUCACAAUUAAUAUCUGUGUUGUUAUUGGGUUGUAGAGAUUCUGAUGCUAGAGUUCAAAUGUUGCAUGCUCAAUGUCUUGGUGAGAUUGGUGCUAUAGAUCAGGGAAGACUGGAACUGUUGUCAAACAAUCCUAAAGAAGAUAUGGCUAAAUUCCAAGCAUCUAUAGAAGACGACAACUUUGCCAUUGAUUUGAUUAAUGAACUAGUAUUUAGUGAGAUAAUGGAGGUUUUAACACAAGUUAAGAAACCUGAUACAAGACAUGGUAGUGCUAGUGAUUUCAGACAUAUGAGUGCUCAGACCAUAUUCUCUGUUAUUGAUUAUUUAACCAAAUGGAAAAGACAUAGAGCACAAACUAUUGCUGCUGAGAAACCUAAUCCCAAAGAGGCAGCAUAUUUAAAAGAUGGUGGUUAUCAAGCAGUAACUAAGUUUUUAGAUAGAAUACCACAAGAUGAGCUAGCUGAAGCUUGUUUUAACUGUAAAGCUUUUACUAGAGCUUUGAUGCAUUUUGAACAAUAUCUGUCUAAUAGUGACCAUCAUCUACAAGAUCAUCUAGAUUUCAUGCAGAGACUAUAUGUUUCAAUGGAUGAACAAGAUGGAGUUUUAGGAGUAGCAGCUGUUUGUCAGAAAAAACCCACUUUAAUACAAGAAAUAAGACUACAUGAAACAUUAGGUAACUGUACUUUUACUCUUCCUGCUCUUGUCAGCUCAGUUAAAUAUGCUAGUUGUGUUAGGCCUCAUAUUUGUUCAUUUUUUUUUUAA
Lottia gigantea (owl limpet) is the source of this 1155-nucleotide messenger RNA. RefSeq lists its product as hypothetical. Gene Ontology annotation, biological process: telomere maintenance; DNA damage checkpoint signaling; protein phosphorylation. The transcript is spliced from 10 exons. Bases 1 to 1155 code for a protein of 384 amino acids. The record is from RefSeq and is a predicted model, not a curated record. Gene Ontology annotation, molecular function: protein serine/threonine kinase activity. Lineage: Eukaryota; Metazoa; Mollusca; Gastropoda; Lottiidae. Gene Ontology annotation, cellular component: nucleus.